CUAGCCUGGUACUGGUCUCAUGGGGUAAUGCUGACUUUGUCACGGAGUAGUUUAGCAAAGGCAAAGCCAAUGCCUACAGGGCUGUUUGCUCCGGUGAUGACUGCAGUGGACAUCUCGGCUUCGAAUGCGGGUUGUGUUGUCCUGUGGAGUGCUAUCUGAACUUACCUCAAGGUCAUUGAUGCCCUCGUUCACACCGUGGCUUGAUAGGGAAUCCGAGAUUGAGAUGGCAUUACUAAUGCGACCAGGCGCCCCGGCCCCGGCCCCAGCACUUGUGCAAGGGUGCCUAGACAGUAGUCAAAUGACGUGCUGGGAGUCAAUACAAAGAGACCCACUGUUAUUGGUAAAGGAGCUGUUCUUCGCAUGGGCCGUCGGUCCGGUGGAGGAUCAUUACUUCAUUCCAGGAAGGUGGCGGCAUGAAUGGUCUUGCGGAAAGCGGGGAGAUGCCUGUAGGUUUUUCACUCCAGGGGGGGGAGCAACCGCACGGGCAGCACAAAAUACAGGCCAAUGCCUACUCGACGCCUGGAACGCGACCCUAUUGGGCGGGGAUCUCAAGCCCUUUGGGCGGGAUCCUGCUAAACAUUAUCGUCAUUGACUAGUACACCCCUGGUUGCUACACCAAAGAAACCCUCAUCUCCUCUCCAUCACUUCUCUGGUCGCAUUUCACAAUUUUGCGACGCAUUGCAUUGUGAAAUGCUCAAUAUCUCUCCCGCGACAGGCCCAUGAUCUACCAGU
This is a messenger RNA of Exophiala viscosa, 732 nucleotides long. RefSeq lists its product as uncharacterized. The transcript has 2 exons. The record is from RefSeq and is a predicted model, not a curated record. Bases 125 to 592 code for a protein of 155 amino acids. Lineage: Eukaryota; Fungi; Ascomycota; Eurotiomycetes; Chaetothyriales; Herpotrichiellaceae.